GUACUUGAUGAUCCAUGACCCUGGACAUGGAUGCUGUCCUGUCGGAUUUUGUCCGUUCCACAGGUGCAGAGCCAGGGCUGGCCCGAGAUCUUCUGGAAGGGAAGAACUGGGAUGUGAGUGCUGCCCUCAGUGAUUUUGAACAGCUACGCCAAGUUCAUGCUGGGAACCUGUCCCCACCCUUUAGUGGAGGGAGUAGUUGCUCUAAGACCCCUGAAAAAGGGUGUUCUGAUAGAGAGCCCACUCGCCCUUCUCGACCGAUCCUACAGAGACAGGAUGACAUCAUUCAAGAAAAACGCCUGUCUAGGGGCAUCUCCCACGCCAGCUCCAGCAUUGUUUCCCUGGCCCGGUCCCAUGUCUCCUCCAAUGGUGGGGGUGGGGGGAGCAGUGAGCACCCCCUGGAAAUGCCCAUCUGUGCCUUCCAGCUUCCAGAUCUCACUGUGUACAAAGAAGACUUCCGAAGCUUCAUAGAGAGGGACCUCAUUGAGCAGUCCAUGCUGGUCGCCUUGGAACAGGCAGGGCGUUUGAAUUGGUGGGUCAGUGUGGAUUCCAUCUGUCAGAGGCUGCUUCCCUUAGCAACUACUGGAGAUGGGAACUGCCUCCUGCAUGCAGCCUCUCUUGGGAUGUGGGGUUUCCACGACAGAGACUUGGUGCUGCGGAAGGCUCUGUAUGCGCUGAUGGAGAAGGGUGUCGAGAAGGAGGCGUUGAGAAGGCGCUGGAGGUGGCAGCAGACGCAGCAGAAUAAAGAGUCUGGACUGGUGUAUACCGAAGACGAAUGGCAGAAGGAAUGGAAUGAAUUGAUCAAGCUUGCCUCAAGUGAACCCAGAAUGCACCUCGGUACCAAUGGAGCCAGUGGUGGUGGAGUGGAGAGCUCAGAGGAGCCCGUGUAUGAGAGCCUCGAGGAGUUCCAUGUCUUUGUCCUUGCUCACGUGCUCAAGAGGCCCAUAGUGGUCGUGGCAGACACCAUGCUGAGGGACUCUGGAGGGGAAGCAUUUGCCCCGAUUCCAUUUGGAGGGAUCUACCUCCCAUUGGAGGUCCCAGCCAGCCAGUGUCACCGGUCACCUCUGGUGCUCGCCUAUGAUCAGGCCCACUUUUCUGCACUUGUGUCGAUGGAGCAGAAGGACAGUGCCAAGGAACAAGCUGUGAUCCCGCUCACAGAUUCAGAGCAUAAGCUGCUGCCCCUGCACUUUGCCGUGGACCCAGGAAAGGGUUGGGAGUGGGGGAAAGACGACAACGACAAUGUCCGGUUGGCCAGCAUAACUCUGUCCCUGGAGGUCAAGUUACACCUGCUGCAUAGCUACAUGAAUGUGAAGUGGAUCCCACUGUCAUCUGAUGCACAGGCUCCUCUGGCCCAGCCCGAGUCCCCCACAGCCUCAGCUGGAGACGAGCCCAAGUCCACUCCCGAGUCUGGGGAGUCGGACAAGGAGUCGGUGGGCAGCGGCUCUGCCGGCAAUGACGGCAGCAGGCGGAAGGAGAAGUCGAAGCGAGACCGGGAGAAGGACAAGAAGAGAGCGGACUCGGUGGCUAACAAGCUGGGCAGCUUCGGCAAAACCCUGGGCAGCAAGCUUAAGAAGAACAUGGGGGGCCUGAUGCACGGCAAGGGCCCCAAGCCUGCCGGGCCGGGCGGCGGGUCUGGAGUAAGCAGUGGUACCGAGACCCUGGAGAAGAAGAAGAAGAACAGCUCCCUCAAGACCUGGAAGGCUGGCAAGGAGGAGGCCGCUGGGGAUGGGCCUGUGUCUGAGAAGCCCUCGGCUGAGUCUGUUGGCAAUGGAGGGAGCAAGUACAGCCAGGAGGUGAUGCAAAGCCUGAGCAUCCUGCGGGUCGCAAUGCAAGGGGAGGGCAGGUUUAUUUUUGUUGGAACCCUGAAGAUGGGCCCGCGGCACCAGUAUCAGGAGGAGAUGAUCCAGCGCUACCUGGCAGAUGCCGAGGAGAGAUUCCUGGCGGAGCAGAAGCAGAAGGAAGCUGAGCGGAAGAUCAUGAAUGGAGGCUUAGUUAGUGGGCCGCCUCCAGCCAAAAAGCCAGAGCCAGAUGGCGGCAAGGACCAGCCCAGUGACUCCCCAGCAGAGUCCAAGGCACUGGCAUUCUCUACCGGUUACCCUGGGGGCUUUACUAUCCCUCGACCUUCUGGGGGUGGAGUCCACUGCCAGGAGCCCCGGAGGCAGUUGGCAGGGGGUCCGUGUGUAGGUGGCCUUCCACCCUAUGCCACCUUUCCCAGACAGUACCCUCCUGGGCGACCCUACCCUCACCAGGACAGCAUCCCAUCUCUGGAGCCAGGCAAAGAUGGAGUUCACAGGGGUGCCUUGUUACCACCCCAGUUCCGUGUGGCUGAUUCCUAUAGCAAUGGCUACAGAGAGCCCCCUGAGCCAGAUGGAUGGGCCGGAGGUUCCCGGGGGAUGCUCCCAACCCAGACCAAAUGCAAACAGCCGAACUGCAGCUUCUAUGGACACCCGGAGACAAACAACUUCUGCUCUUGCUGUUACCGGGAAGAACUGAGGAGGAGGGAACGGGAACCAGGUGGGGAACUGCUGGCGCACAGGUUCUGA
Messenger RNA from Peromyscus eremicus (cactus mouse), 2540 nucleotides. It is a transcript of the gene Otud7b, whose product is annotated as OTU deubiquitinase 7B. Gene Ontology annotation, cellular component: cytoplasm; nucleus. Gene Ontology annotation, molecular function: cysteine-type deubiquitinase activity; K63-linked polyubiquitin modification-dependent protein binding; DNA binding. NCBI's taxonomy places the organism in Eukaryota, Metazoa, Chordata, Mammalia, Rodentia, Cricetidae. Gene Ontology annotation, biological process: protein K11-linked deubiquitination; protein deubiquitination involved in ubiquitin-dependent protein catabolic process; protein K48-linked deubiquitination. Bases 15 to 2540 code for a protein of 841 amino acids. The record is from RefSeq and is a predicted model, not a curated record. The transcript has 11 exons.